CUCCCCCUCAGGUACAAGAACAUUCCACAGAUGUCAUUUGAUGAUACAGAACGGGAGCCAGACCAGACCUUUAGUCUGAACCGAGACAUUACAGGAGAAUUAGAGUAUGCUACAAAAAUUUCCCGGUUUUCAAAUGUCUAUCAUCUUUCCAUUCAUAUUUCAAAAAACUUUGGAGCAGAUACGACGAAGAUCUUUUAUAUUGGCCUGCGGGGAGAGUGGACUGAGCUUCGCCGGCAUGAGGUGACCAUCUGCAACUAUGAAGCAUCAGCCAACCCAGCUGACCACCGGGUGCAUCAGGUCACCCCGCAGACACACUUCAUUUCUUAAGGGCCAGCAGGGGCUCCCUCAGAUGUGCUGUUAGUGAAGAUGUGCGACCACCUGCUGGGAAGGACAGAGGAUGCUCCAGCAAGAGUUGCCUGCCACAGCCUUGGCCAGGCUUUGUCUCGGGGUUGCUGUAGGAACCUGGCCUGUGGAAACCGCCUCACCACCAGGGGCGGUGUGGUGCCAAGGGACAGUCUCUCUCUAAGGCACUGCAGAAACUGGGUCUUAGGCUGGGUGGCAUCUGUCAGUUAUGAAUAAUGCUCACUUUCCAGUCUGUGGCCACGGGAUCUCAUGUGGCUUCUUGCUUGUGGCAGAUUUCUUGUGUGGUUUGUCCUUUCUCAAAAAGGCUGCUUCCUUGACUGUAGGAAUCCUUCUGAGACCUGAGCUUUGUGUUUGAAUUAGCCAUCAGGAGGGUCUCCAACCAGAAACACGCGUCCCUGCUUGAUCCUCCUUCUGUCAUUGCUAUACAUUUGUGUCAGGGUGCCUAGCUGGUGUCAUAUGUCACACACAAGUGUCCCACGAUGGUGGUUGGAAAGGAAGGAGUCUCCUGGUACGUGACUGCUUGGGGAAGGUCUUACACACUGUCUAGCCAAAUAGUCGCGAGUCCUUUCUCUGUGUGGGUGGCCUGGUUGGGUUAAGACGGAGACAGUAAAGAUUCCCCUCGGGACCUCCUUGGUGUUUACCUGCUUUCAACUUGUGUUGUAAACCCAGUGCUGGAGUCUGGAGACCCUGCUCCUUCUGUUCAUGGCUUUCAUUCAUGGUGACUAAUGAGCUUCCUAAUAAAUCCUUAGAGACUUAA
Molecule: messenger RNA, 1120 nt
Organism: Mus pahari (shrew mouse)
Lineage: Eukaryota; Metazoa; Chordata; Mammalia; Rodentia; Muridae
Product: PITH domain-containing protein 1-like
Exons: 3
Coding region: 31-327 (98 amino acids)
Cellular component (GO): nucleus
Source: RefSeq, a predicted model, not a curated record